GCCGCAGCGCAGGCUGGGUAGCGUUGCACGGCUACUGUUGCUACGCCAGCAGCGUCGCGGCGGCCGAAGCAGCGAUGGUGAAGGAAACCAUCCGGGUGUAUGCUCGACUGAAGCCGCUGGGCAGGCGGCAGCAAGCAGGGAUUUACUCAGUUGAUGAUGAGACAUCUGCAUCCAGUCUGGAGAUUACUGUGCCACGUGAUUUAGCAGAUGGAUUUAUCAACAAUAAGCGAGAGAGCUACAAGUUCAAAUUUCAGAAAGUUUUUGAUCAAGAGGCAAAGCAAGAUGUGGUUUUUGAAAGCAUUGCCAAACCUGUGGCAGAAUGUGCUUUGGCAGGAUAUAAUGGUACUAUCUUUGCAUAUGGCCAGACAGGUAGUGGUAAAACAUUUACAAUCACAGGAGGAGCUGAACGUUACAGUGAUCGAGGCAUCAUUCCCAGGACUCUGUCUUACAUUUUUGAUCAACUGCAGAAGGAUAACAGCAAAGUCUAUACAACUCAUGUUUCAUACUUAGAAAUCUACAAUGAAUGUGGUUAUGAUCUGUUGGACCCACGACAUGAAGCUUCCAGAUUAGAAGAUUUGCCAAGAGUGACAAUAAUGGAAGACCCUGAUCAGAACAUUCACCUGAAAAACCUAUCUCUUCAGCAAGCAAGCAAUGAAGAGGAAGCCCUAAACUUGCUCUUCUUGGGAGACACUAACAGAAUGAUUGCUGAGACCCCGAUGAAUCAAGCCUCAACUCGAUCUCACUGCAUUUUCACUAUUCACAUCUCUAGCAAGGAACCUGGAUCUCCAACUAUCCGACAUUCCAAGUUACACUUAGUAGACCUUGCGGGAUCAGAGCGUGUUGCAAAGACUGGAGUUGGAGGUCAUUUAUUGACAGAAGCCAAAUAUAUUAACUUAUCAUUACACUAUUUAGAGCAGGUAAUAAUUGCACUUGCAGAGAAAAACCGGUCCCACAUUCCCUAUCGAAACUCUAUGAUGACCUCAGUGCUAAGAGACAGCCUGGGAGGAAACUGCAUGACCACAAUGAUAGCAACACUCUCUAUAGACAAAAGAAACAUAGAGGAAUCUAUAUCAACUUGCAGAUUUGCGCAACGAGUUGCUCUUAUUAAAAAUGAAGCAGUUCUUAAUGAAGAAAUUGACCCCAAAUUGAUGAUUAUUCAGCUGAAAAGGGAGAUCCAAGAGUUGAAAGACGAGCUGGCACUGGUGACUGGCAAGCAAAGAACAUCACAGCUUUCACAAGAAGAGCUACUUCAGUUGGAUGAGUUAAUACAAAUAUUUCUGGAAGACAGUGAUCCUGAAAGCACUUUGGAUGUUGAAGCAGACAUGCGCAAGAUCAAGUACUGCUUCACUUAUUUGAAGAAUCAUUCAAAGAUUUCUGAUGGAAAGCUGCUAUCCCAUCACAUCUGUGAAGAAAAAGACACUAGCAAAGAAGAUGGAAAAGAGGAACUGAAAAAAAUGAAAGAACUUCUGCAGCAAAGAGACAAUGAGAUCAAUAUUCUAGUAAACAUGCUAAAAAAUGAGAGGAAGAAAGCACAAGAUGCUCUUUUUCAGCUCAGUGCUGCCUCUGCUGGUUCUACAUCGCUGAAGCAAUCUCACUCUACAAACCUUGAAGAAAGUCAAAACCCAUCUAGAUUUUUUAGCCUAAAAGAAGCAAAAGAUCUCAGCUCUUCAGUUCACAGGCUGCCUUUUAUUUCCAGAAUGAAAGAAGGAAAGAUGUCACUUGGAUGUCAGGAGGCUUUUGAAGUUUUCAAGCAGGACCAUGCUGAUAGUAUAACCAUUAAGGACAAUGAACACCUUCUAAAACAGAGGUAUGCAGAAGCUAAAUGUCUUGGAGAGAAAAUAAAUGAAGUGAGGAAUAAAAUAAACCAUCUGAAAGGAAAGAUAACACAGAGACAUAUUCAAAGAGCUGCUCUAGCUGUUUCCAAUCCUUCUGAAGUGCUGGAUGCUCUUGAUCCAGUAGAAGAGAAACUUCGAAGUCAAAUUGAAGAAGAGAAAAAAAGUUAUGAUACAAUGUUCAAUCGCUUGAAAGGGCUGAAGGUAGAGAUUGAACACCUGCAGCUUCUCAUGGAAAAAGCCAAGAUGAAGCUGCAGAAAGAAUUUGAAGUCUGGUGGACUGAAGAGGGAGCAAAUCUACAGACCCAGCAAGAAAAGACAGAGUUGGUUAGCUCACCAAAUACCACAAUGGUUUACCCCCAGUUUAUCAAAUCUUCACAACAUCCAUUGGCUAGCAGCUUUUCAGAGACCACAAGAGCCAAUUCCAAUGAAGAUCCAUCUGGGAGAAACAAUUCAAUCAUUUUUAAUAACCCAAGUACAAAAAUAAGGACCUCACCAAGUUCAAGUACAUCUAUUCCUCUAACUGGAGACAGCCAGACUGAUGCUGACAUCCUAGCUUUCAUUAAAGCAAGACAGAACAUUCUGCAAAAGAAAGGCCUGGGAAACAAAUGAAGUUCUUGUGGCAGUCCUCUAUUUCCUUUUAGAAACUGUUGAAGACCUUUCUUCAUUACCUUCCUCUUCUGAGAAGAAGCAGCCAUUUCGGAUGUUCAGAUUUAAGUACAAUGAUAGAAAAGUAACUUCUAUCUGGCAGCAAAAAUCCAUUUCUUCAGGGGAUUAUAUUUGAAUAUUUCAGUUUCAGCAGCUUGCAUUAAAACUAAGCAAAGCUUACACAAAUAAUCAUGAUUUUGCCAAAUAUAUUUGUUCACUCAGAAUUUACUGUUGUUUUUCUAGAUGUUAAGUUUAUUACUGUAUUAAUGUUCUUCUACAUCUCUAAUCUGGGUAAUACAUAUUACUAACGAUUGAAUGUUGUUAUUUUUUCCUCCUUUGGUAGGUAUAUACUGGAAGCUUGCAAAGAAAUCAGAUGAAAUUGGCUAGUUUUAUUUGCAUGGAUUUGAAUAAGGUGUUAAAAUUACAUCUAUUUUGCAUUUAGAGAUGUCUGAGAAAAAAAUUCUGGGUUAAAAAAUAUUACAAAAAUAAUUUGAGAUCUUUUGCUGAUUUUAAUUGUACCCAAUACCUAAUAGUUUUAAUACCUGAUUAUUAAAAUGUGGAUAUUGUAUGGUAAUAUGAAAAUUAAUUUUUAUUGGAAA
Molecule: messenger RNA, 3079 nt
Organism: Coturnix japonica (Japanese quail)
Lineage: Eukaryota; Metazoa; Chordata; Aves; Galliformes; Phasianidae
Gene: KIF6
Product: kinesin family member 6
Biological process (GO): microtubule-based movement
Molecular function (GO): microtubule motor activity; ATP binding; microtubule binding
Source: RefSeq, a predicted model, not a curated record